This is a messenger RNA of Diachasma alloeum, 3171 nucleotides long. Its product is annotated as FK506-binding protein 5. The record is from RefSeq and is a predicted model, not a curated record. Lineage: Eukaryota; Metazoa; Arthropoda; Insecta; Hymenoptera; Braconidae. Bases 1 to 2817 code for a protein of 938 amino acids. The transcript is spliced from 2 exons.
AUGGAACAAGAUGAAGAUCAGCCUGUUGACGUCCGGAAUGCUUCGCCAGUGGAAGAAGAAAUCAAAAGAGCAGAAAAUGAUGACCAGUCAACGCAUCCAGCGGAAGAGUACGAAUCAAAGCGGAUUCCGGUACAGAAAUUCCCCGGAAAGGCUCUAAAGAGACUGGAAAAAACCGCACAAAUCAAAGAAGACCAUUGUGCGAAGAAAUUGAAGAGAAAGACCAAAGACUCGAAGGGUCCGGUGACUGUGACAGUUCUCGUUAACGAAAAACCAUGCGUUUUACCGAAAAUAGACCUGAUUCCUAGACACUGUUUAUCCAAAAAAGAAUGGAUAGACCUGUUGGCCACUCCAAGUCGAAAAUGUCCACCCCCUUGCAGGAAGAAAGAAGUUGAGCGGAAAUUGCGACCCGUUUCUCUUCGGAUAAACGAGCUGGCACUGCCCACGAGGCAGAGAAUGAUGACGACCCUUCAGGAUCGAGGGAACGUUCUUCCGGCUGAACUGGUGGACAGAUUGAUAAACAUUUUGGAGGGAGAAACGUGCUUAACACCUGAGCAGGCAGAGCGAUUAUUCCGCAAUGACUCCCAGAAUGCUAAAAGAACCUGCAAAAUUCGAAAAUCGAAAUGCAAAACCUCAGCUCAAGCCCCUAAAAAAUCAGAAGUUUCGCACAGCCCAUGUAAUAAAGAUGCAGUAGGCUGUCAAUACUUGAUGGCAGAAGCCUUCGUGAAGAGCCUCUUGCAGUGGAAAUGCACCCUUCCCAAGGCGGAGUUUAAGGACAUUGCGGAUAUAAUAAUAAAAAGAUUAUCCACCACCUUAGAGUACACUCCAGUCGACAACGCAGAUCGCACGACCCAACAGAUGAAGUUCCUAGCAGAUAUCAUCGCAGCAUGGAUUGCCGGCAUCCUAUUCGAAGUUGCAGAAUCUCACAAAGAAGAUCUCGAAAAAGAAUGCGAGGAGCGGAAAAAAAUGAAGGAAGAAGAAGAAACUGAAGACGAUACUGAAGAAUCUGAAGAACAAGAAUUCAUUCCUCAAAAAAUUGAAGAUUCUAAAUCAUUGAAGGCUGUUGAAACUACAGAAUUGAAAGAAGACACAGAAAAAGAGGAUGAAAAAUCGGAAGAUGGAGAAGAUGGAGACAAAACUCCAAAGGAUGAUAAUAAAGAUAACGAUGGUAAUGGUGGUGCCGGUGGAGUUUCUGAACCUACGGAACCCUCAGAAGAUUAUCCUGAACCUCCAGCAGAUCAAGGAAGACCCACACAAGAAGAAACUGAACUCUCACCGGAUGAAGAAUCACAAGAAGAAACUAAGCCCUCGCCAGAUGAAGCCCCGCAGGAUAAUCUUGACUCCUUAUUAAAUAGAUCACAGACAGAUCUAGAUAUUGAAUCCUCUGAAGGUGAUGGAAAAUUCCCUCCACUUAGUGAAGAACCACCUAUUGGUAAAAUUCCAUUAACUACAUACAAGGAAGAAGAUGAUAAAUCAGUAAUCUCCACUGCAGUACCAUCUGCACUCCCUCCUGAAAUUCCAGAAGAAAGUCCAGACAAAUUAACAGCGUCAAUACCAGCGAAAGAAUCAGAAGACAAGAAGACCAACCAAGAAGAUGAUACAUCAGUAAUUCCCAUUGCAGUACCAUCUGCACUACCUCCGAAAAUUCCAGAAGAAAGUCCGGACAAAUCAACAGCGUCAAUACCAGUAAAAGAAUCAGCAAUAGGGAAAGAAAUCGAUGGAAAAGAGUCGCAAAUCGGAACAUUACCAGACGCAUCAAAUGAUGCACCUCUUGCAACUCCAGAAAGCAUUCCAGCCAUUCCGGGAGAUGUUGGAGAUACUCCGUUCACCGUAGAAGUCUCGGCAAAAGAUUCCAUAAUUCCCGCAAUGCCUCAAGCUACACCUUCAGAACAAUUAAUGAAUUUGAAACCAUCAGAUACAUUAGACAAAAACAUCUCCACCAUCGAAGCUGCAAAAUUAGAAGUGGAAUCAUCAACAGAACAGAUUUCCGUGACUCCAAUACCAAUAGAACAACCAGAAGACGUUUUAAAGGAAGACGCUUCAUUGAAGAACUUAGGAUCGGAUAUAACGGCGAAAGAGCUCUCGACAGCAAAAAUUCCAUCAUCAAAAUACCCCUCAUCUUUACCAUUCCAAAGACCUCAAAGAAAAGCUCCAGAAACAGAGGAAAAAGACUCUGACUUCAUUGAAGGGAAUCUACGGAAGAUGCUGCAGACUGAUGUUCCCUUCCUAGACCUCAUCAAGAUUUUCGAUAGAAUUGAAAAUGCAGUGUCUAAAGAGAAAGAAAAUCAGGGAGAGGAUUUAAUGACUGACCGGAUUCAUCGAGCUAUCUACGAAAAAUUCGAACGAUUAGUAAAGGCAGAAACUCCGGAGAGAUGGACAGCACACCUACAAGAUGUUCUUGAUGUUUUAUCCGGAAAAAUCGCUCAAUGGGUCAGAAAUAUCCUAACUGAUUCUGAAAUUCUCUUCUUGAAUGAGAAUCCUCCAAUGGUUGAAUCUGGAGAGUUGAGAAACUUCGGAAAGUGGAUAGGAGAGAUGUCAGAACGAGCUAACGGUUGGACUGUUUGGAUGCAGAAUAUGAUCAAUGAGUUGAUGAAGAUGCAGCCGAAUCAGGUAACGAGGAUUGACUGGCAAAACUGGACUAGAAAUUUUGCGGAAGAUGCCCUCAAGUGGAGACGGUAUUAUCUGGAGUCUGUUCAUUACGUUCAUCAUAAUCGAACGAUGCUUUCUGGUCGAGAAGUCGUUAAGACUGGAGAAAUGAAGUAUCCAGAAUGGUCAAUUCAGGAAAGAGAAAUCGAGACUCUUGAUUUGUUGCAGGAGUAACUUCUAGGUAACAGGGAAUUCAACUGGUAUUGGUGGGCUGGAGAAAGUAACGGGGAAUUUGAGAUGUGAUGUGUUAAUGAUUUUUUGGCACAAGUUUGAUUUUAUUUGCAAGUUCCAGAUUUUCGAGUUAUAAUUAAUCAGUAAAGUGCUGGCGAACAGGAAAUGAGCCAAUCUUAUUUCAUUUUAAAAUCAGUUUUUCGAUAAUGUCUCGUCAUUAUCGGGAGGGAAUGUAAUUUUUGUCGAUUUUUUGGACAUAGUUUUGAUACUGCUCAAUUAAGUACGUCCUCAAGAAGUUUUCGUAUUUUUUUUCGAAAUACAGAUAAUAUUUAUUAAAAAUACAUGAAAAAUGUACGG